AUCAAUAAUCCGGUUUUACCGCCAAAAACAUCCUCCAUUAAGUAUGCGCGUGCGCAUCUUUCGUCUCUCUCGCACUCUACCCGUCUCAGCUAAGUUACAUCGCCUUUCACUUGACAUUCUAUGUGAAAUAGUGCUGUGUGACGCACGGUAAAAUGUAAUGAUAAACAUAAAAUGUUCAAUUCUAUCAUACCAAAGCUUCUGUGUAUAAUUUUAGUGCUAGUUUUAGAAUCAAAUGCUCUAGUCCUCCGAGCGUAUAUCUCGCAACAUGGGUUACACGGAGAAAUAUUGUUCUCAUAUAAAAACGAAUCCACCAUAACCAUCAAAACCAACCUGCAGCCGACCCUGCAGUACCCCGAUGGAGUUUGGCGGUGGACUAUCCAUGAAUUCCCAGUAGACUACAGAGAUCUGUCCAACGAGAGAUGUUCACAAGAAUAUCUAGGAAAGGAACUCUUAGACCUAACAGAGGAGCUAGGCUACCUCAUCGUACCGGGCAAAGAUCACGCAGAAUUCGAAAGCAAUAAUGUGCUGAUUGGACCAAAUGGGCUAUGGGGUAAGAGUUUGCUGCUAGAAACAGCAGAGAGGGAUAGAACGAUAUGUGCGUCUCUUUUCGCAUCGGAGAUGAAACACGAGAUAAACGCUGAAGCCAAGUUUUCAGCGCCCGUAGCCGGUACCCUUAACUUCAGAUGGGUGCAUGCUCCAGGAUUCGAAGAUUCGUUCUUACAUGCUGACUUAUACCACGUCAAAGCUACAAAAGAUUCGGAGUUCAGUCAGCAUAAAUGGAAGCUGUUUGUGACUGACGUUUUCGAUUCAGAUAAGAGUAACCACGAGGAUAACUGUAAUGUUCUCCAAGCUAUAUUCGAUCCGGGGAAUAGCCCGGAUGGCAUGAGCGUAGGAGACUUAGACAGCAGGUUAGGUCUCGUCAAAAUAGCCACGGAUGCCAACGUGAAGAAGGUGAAAAAGUUGUACAAGAAUGACGUGUUGACUACGCUCAGAAGUGACAUAGAUGAGUCUAGAAGGAGUUUGUAUGUUGUGAUAUAUGAUAAUACUCUGAUAGAUAGUUUUCUAGCCUGCGCUAAGUUAAGACUGACGCCUCCAAAGAACGCUGUAUCCCUCAUCAACAUGGACGGUAUUCGUGGCACCGUCAACUUCACCCAGCGCUCGCCCUACGAUCCCACCUGGGUGGAUUUCAAUGUGGAGGCUUCGGACAAGGACUACGAGUCCAACCUGCGCUUCGUCAGCUCCAUGCUGCAGUACAGCAUCAGGGAGUUACCAGCGAAGCUGAUUGAUGCUACCCACUGGACGACAAUAUGCAAUACGACGGGCGGAGUUUACAAUCCGACUGAUAUUACGCUGACCGGUGUGCCACCAGCAGGUCUAAGCACCCAAGACCAGUACCCUGUUGGCGAUCUUCUGAGCAAGUACAAGGGUAGAACUGAGUACCUCAACCAUCGGUACAUAUUACCGGGGCUGGCCAACGAGCUGCGCGGCGCCUACUGGGAUGUGUACCUACCGCUCAGUGGCAGAAGCAGCGUUAUGCAUAGGAGUUUGGUGUUGACUAGACGGACCCCUAAACCGGAGAUAUGCGGGACCAUCCACUCCUACGAGUACGACACCGGCUACCAGACGCGGAUGACGUCGGCGCAGGUGACACUACGGUACCCGCUCGUCGGCCGCGUCGUCUUCCGCCAGCCGUUGGAGAGACCCUGGGAGGAUACCACUAUCAUUGUAGAGAGUUUGGUGCACGCAGACGGCUCCAACGUCAACAACACUAGAGACCACCGCUGGGCGAUUCACGAACAUGCUCCCGGCGCUGACUACUACAACUGGACGGCGCGUUGUCUAUCAGCCGGCCGGGUCUUUGAACCGCAUAGCAUGGAUACUGACACCAAGCACCCUGAAUACUACUGCAAGCCCGGCUUGGAGGGACUGUGCAGGCUCGGAGACUUUACUACCAGACACGGCACUCUAUCAGUCGCCGGGAAGAAGGUGGACAGCGACCGACUGACUCGCCGCAUGUUCACUGACACGCAAGUUGCUUUGGACGGCAAGUGGUCCAUCAUGCACCGGUCCCUCGUCAUAUACGACGACCACGGCCCAGUCGCGCGCGGCGAGAGGAUGGCCUGCUCCAUUGUAAACGGCCUCCACCGUCGCAAAGCUGUCGUCCAGGACUGGUUUGGGAAUGGCGACACCGUCGGUCUGAAGGGCAAGCUGGAGUUUGUCCAGGAGUCGGAGUACGAUAUCGUCAACGCGAUCGUGACGUUAGAGGGUUUGGAUGACGAUUUGGAGAAUUAUAAGAUACAUGAGACCCCAGUGGAGAAGGAGCUAGAGUUUCCGUGCGAGAAGACGACGAUUUACGACACAUACAACCCCUUCAACGUCAGCAAGUACCAGAGCCCACCGCCUACUAAAGGUACCCCAGACCAGUAUGAGCUAGGUGACUUAGGCAGCAAGUAUGGAUACAUUGAUGGGAACAUGGACGCUCAGCGCAUGUUCUCUACAUAUUUCAACGAUACCCAGCUCUCGCUGUAUGGCCCGUACAGUAUACUGGGACGGUCUGUCGCUAUACAUAGGAAGACUCGCGACCGCCGCUGGGCCUGUUCUUCCAUAGAGCGCGGGUACAGCCCGACGGAGGCGCGCGAGAUCCGCGCCAUAGCGUCGUUCCACCACCCCGGCGGGUUCGCGUACGGCUACAUCCGUAUGACGCAGCUCAUUCAUGGCGAUGGUAGCGCCAGCGAUACCACCAUGGAGGUGAAGCUGCGCCACCCUGGGACUUACGACAGGAACCUGACGCACAACCACAACUGGGAGAUAUUCGUGAACCCGGUGGGAGUGGACGCGGCGGUAAAGGUGACUAACACGCGCUGCGUCGCCGGCGGCUACCGCUGGAACCCCUACUUCACGCAGCUCGCCGACCCGCUCAACCGAGAUCUGUACGCUCAAGAGUGCGGUGUGGACAACCCGCUGCGUUGUGACGUCGGCGAUUUGACCGCAAGACUCGGUACCAUCAUCGUCGGCGGCAACCGCCAGGUCUUCGUUGACAGCAACUUUCCUCUCGAGGGCACCGUCACCGCCAUGGGCCGGUCCAUAGUCAUCUUCGGUCCGGAGCGCAGCAGCGAGAAGUUCGCGUGCGCCAACAUCGUGCCCGACAAGGACAUCAUCAAAUACGUCAACAUCAUGAAGCCGCCGAGAUUCGUGCUGGGCCAAUUCCUCUCCGAAGUGCGCGGCAUCAUGGGUGUACCGGAAUGGAUGAUCGGGGUGGACUCCAGGCGUACCAGGUCGCUCCACGGCGGCACCUGCAUCCAGAUCCUGCUGCACUUCACCGGCCCAGACGCUAACAGACUCGAGCUGGACUUCACUAGGCUUCUUGCAUCUGGCCGCCUGGAGGGGCCAAGCAUCUUCAUACCGGGGUACGUCAACACCAAGCGCAAGACGACCACCUCCUACAGACAGUGCGGUGUUACAGACCCUAAUGAGAAGAAGGCCAACCUAGAGGGCCCGUUCCUGUUCUUCGGCCCUAAGACCCUGAGGAAGUAUGCCAAGCCGGCGCUGGCAUUCCUCGAUCAAGAUGCUCUAAUGAGGCUUUACGGGGAGCAAGCGGCCAUAGUGGUGUUCAACAACCAGGACCCCGUGCCGCUCUCCAGCGGCAACUUCCCCCGCCUCCGGAAGAUGCUGGAGGGGCAGACGACGCUGGUGCUCCCCCAGGACUUCCUGGACGUCCAUCCGGAUUACGUCAGCAAUGAGACGCAGGUGCUGACACUGCAGGGCCCGUGGUCGGAGCGCGAUGCCCAAAUGACGGAGACCUUCGCGCGCCUGCAGGACAUCUACGGGAAGGGCAGAGUGCUGGGGAUCCUUGGCAACUCGGUCUCCCAGCACCACUCUCCAGACUACGACGAGUGGGCGCGCGCGAAGCGGCAGGCGGAGGACUCCACCACCACCACCGCUACCACCGAGGACGAGAGGCCGGCCAAGUCGCUGCCCAAGUACGCGCUGUAUAACGCCACAGGACCGGCGGGCAACAGCGCUCUUCUGUUCUCGUCGGGGUGGCCGGAGCUGAAGUUCCCGAACGGCACGGUGCUAGCUCUCGACACGCCCGUCGGCCAGCCCACCGUCAAACCGACCCGGCUGUACACCAUCCUCGUCGUCAGAUUCGCCGACGUCGAUAACACUAGGGACAAGAUCACCCUAGAGUUCUCGUUCAAGCAGCAGGGUGGGUGGUGGACCGCAGUGGGAGUGGAGGUUAAGCGGGGUUUAGAGACAGCGGGCCUCAACCUGCAGGCGCCCGCGCCGCCCGCCGCCCCUGCCGCCGUGCUCGGCAAGGCCUACCACUGCUCCUUGCCCCUGGUUUACGCGUCUGAGGACGCCACGCUGACGCUGCCGGAUAUCCGGAUGCAGCCAUACAUGGAUAGCACGGAGAAAUUCGCUGACAGCUACGACUGUAUUGGGUUUACAACUGUCCCAAUUUGGUCCGGUCUGAUGGUCAGCUGCAUCAUGUUGUUAGCGCUGUCAGUUUCCAUCUGCAUGAUCAUGGACAUCAAGACCAUGGAUCGCUUCGAGACCAACAGAAGUAAGCAACUCACUAUAACAGUGAGCGAGUAAUACGCACAUAUCAUAUGAUUAUACCGUAUAU
Messenger RNA from Aricia agestis (brown argus), 4627 nucleotides. RefSeq lists its product as uncharacterized. The transcript has 23 exons. The coding region runs from base 172 to 4596 and encodes 1474 amino acids. Gene Ontology annotation, molecular function: metal ion binding. Lineage: Eukaryota; Metazoa; Arthropoda; Insecta; Lepidoptera; Lycaenidae. The record is from RefSeq and is a predicted model, not a curated record. Gene Ontology annotation, biological process: superoxide metabolic process.